This is a messenger RNA of Aspergillus affinis, 936 nucleotides long. RefSeq names its product NAD(P)-dependent oxidoreductase. The record is from RefSeq and is a predicted model, not a curated record. NCBI's taxonomy places the organism in Eukaryota, Fungi, Ascomycota, Eurotiomycetes, Eurotiales, Aspergillaceae. Bases 1 to 936 code for a protein of 311 amino acids. The transcript has 5 exons. Gene Ontology annotation, molecular function: NADP binding; NAD binding; oxidoreductase activity, acting on the CH-OH group of donors, NAD or NADP as acceptor.
AUGUUUCGCAUCGGCUGGUAUGGCCUCGGCUCCAUGGGCCAAGCCAUGGCCACCAAUCUCCAACGACACCUGGCGGCCCAAAAGGCCCCGAACCUCACCUUCAGUAACCGGACCAUGUCGCGUGGCGAUGUCUUGAAAUCUCUGGGUGCUAAGCCGAAGACUGAUUUCAAAGAGGUGGUCGCUAAAUGCGACAUCAUCUUCACGAUGGUCUCUAACAACCAGGUUCACAAUACCCUGAUCCAGAAUGCUGUCACAUCAGAACACGACCUCCGCGGCAAAAUUUUCGUGGACUGCUCGACGAUACAUCCGGGGACCGUACAAGAAAGCGUCGAAAAACUCAGGGCGAAGGAGGCUUCCUUUCUAGCGGCGCCUGUCUUUGGCGGUCCCUCGAUCGCUGAGGAGGGCAAAUUGGUCUUUGCGAUUGGCGGGCCGAAGGAGGCGUCCGAGGUCGUGAAGCCGUUCAUCCAGGACGUGAUGGGUCGUAAGGUGAUUGAUUGUGGGGAGGACGCUUCAAGAGCGUCGCUCUUGAAGGUUGCUGGUAAUAUCGUAACCCUCAACUUGAUGGAAGCGGUGGCGGAAGCCCAAGUCUUUGCCGAAAAGACCGAUCUUGGGACUGAUCUUAUGGAGGAAGUCAUCGGCGAGGCGUUUGGGCCGAUCGCCGGGGGUUACUCGAAGAGAUUGACCACCGGUGCCUAUGCGCCGCACCCGUACUCUCUGCCCGGAUUCUCCGUAUCCAAUGCCAUCAAGGAUGCCGGCAUUGCUAUCAGUAUCGCCAAAAAACAUAGCGCAUUUGUGCCAGGCCUAAGAAUUGCUCGAAACAAUAUGGAGAUAGCUCGGAGAUAUGCAGGACGGCAUUUAGACAGCACCUCUAUGUACGGAACGCUGCGUCAACAGUCACGGAUGGAGUUCUGGAACGAGAAAGCCCGGCAGGAUUGA